AGAAUAGUACCUAGGUGGCAGCACUCAACGCCUUGUGAGUUGACAAAAAUUUAUAUCGGCAGUUUUUGUGGUUAAAUUAGCCAAUAAAGAGAUAAAUAGAAGGGUAAAAGAGCUGUACAACAUGAGUGAAGGUGCUGGCAAUUGGUGUCUCAUAGAGAGCGAUCCGGGUGUGUUCACGGAGCUGAUUCGUGAAUUUGGGUGUGACGGAGCACAGGUUGAGGAAAUCUGGAGUCUGGACAGUGAAUCGUUUAAGAACCUCGAGCCGAUUCAUGGACUCAUCUUUCUGUUUAAAUGGGUACAAGAAGACGAGCCUACUGGCAAAGUGGUGCUGGACAAGGAUAACAUUUUUUUUGCCAAGCAAGUAAUCAAUAAUGCUUGUGCCACUCAAGCGAUUUUGAGUCUGCUGCUAAAUUUGGAACACGAGGACAUCAAGCUGGGUGACACGCUCACGAAUUUCAAGGAGUUCUGUCAGUGCUUCGAUCCGUAUAACAAAGGACUAACGUUGAGCAACGCAUCACAGAUACGUACUGUGCACAAUUCGUUUGCGAGGCAGACGCUUUUCGAGUUGGACAUGAAGAACCACAACAAGGACGAGGAUGUGUACCACUUUGUUGGCUAUAUGCCCAUAGGGGGACGUCUGUACGAGUUGGAUGGCCUCAAGGAGGGUCCCAUUGAUUUGGGCGAGAUAAAGCCCGAACAGAAUUGGAUUGAUGUGGUGCGUCCAAUCAUUGAGAAGCGCAUGCAACGCUAUAGUGAGGGCGAAAUUCACUUUAAUCUUAUGGCGCUCAUUUCGGAUCGCCAACGCAUCUAUGAGCAACAAAUUGAAAAAUUGUUGAAUCCAGACUCCAAUGCCAUGGAAACAGGAGAGGAUCGCCAGACUGAAAUCAAUAAUUUGCGCACUUACAUACAGUAUGAAAAGGAAAAGAAGAAGCGAUACAAGUUGGAGAAUAUACGUCGCAAACACAAUUACUUGCCCUUCAUUGUGGAGUUGCUUAAAAUGCUGGGCGAGACGGGUCAGUUGCUGCCCAUUUAUGAGAAGGCCAAACAACGUGCGCUGGAACGGGAACAAGCGCAGCGCAAAAGCAAGGAUUCCAAUUAGGGAUAGAUCACAUAAAUCCGUGCAUUUGAUAGCAUACUCUAUGGUACUCUGUCUGCAUAAACGCGUUCUUCGUACGCUACCAUUUGGGCAAUUUAAAAUUGCCGAAACAUCAUCUUAUUGGAUAUUUUGAUAUAUAUUAUAUGUAUAUUAAGUAAGCAAUCUUUGGCAAGACAUCGUCUUUGUGUAUCGCGUGUAGUUAAGUCGCUCCAUUAAAAACUGCCUUGUAUUGUACUUUUUUAUACCUACAAACAUAUAUUCCAAUUAUCAAUCUUCAAAUUGUUCGCCAACACGUAUAAACGGUUAAACAAAAUAUAUAGUAAAAAUUUAAAACGAGAGAAGCAAAUAAAAUCAAUUGCCAAAAAAUAAAAGUAAAACCAUCA
Messenger RNA from Scaptodrosophila lebanonensis, 1479 nucleotides. RefSeq names its product ubiquitin carboxyl-terminal hydrolase isozyme L5 (gene Uch-L5). Gene Ontology annotation, molecular function: cysteine-type deubiquitinase activity. Lineage: Eukaryota; Metazoa; Arthropoda; Insecta; Diptera; Drosophilidae. The coding region runs from base 122 to 1099 and encodes 325 amino acids. The transcript has 3 exons. Gene Ontology annotation, biological process: ubiquitin-dependent protein catabolic process; protein deubiquitination. The record is from RefSeq and is a predicted model, not a curated record. Gene Ontology annotation, cellular component: cytoplasm.